This is a messenger RNA of Tetrahymena thermophila SB210, 1602 nucleotides long. RefSeq lists its product as hypothetical. NCBI's taxonomy places the organism in Eukaryota, Ciliophora, Oligohymenophorea, Hymenostomatida, Tetrahymenidae. The record is from RefSeq and is a predicted model, not a curated record. The transcript is spliced from 3 exons.
AUGAUUGACUUAGAACAAAGUAAUAAGGAAUUGAAAAAAAGUUAAAAGGUUUUGCAAGAAAGCUACAUAACUCUAUGCCUAAAAUUAAUUAAGCCAUCUAUCUAAUUAAAAGAAUUCAUUUAGAUCCAGAAUAGCAGAGAAGACAUCUUGGUUAUCUAGUAAAACUAACUUGGGUAUUUAAAAGUUUAUGAUUAACUUGUAAAAUAAAAUAAAAUGCUGAUCAUAUGUUUGUCUGAAGACUUUGAGAAAUACAAUCUCUUCUAUCAAGAAAUAACUAAUUAGUGCUUAAGGAGUGAUAUGAUCUUAAAAAUGAUUGACUAAUACUAUUUAGACACUGACAGGCUUUUUUACGUUUUUGAAAUGGAGUGCUUCGAUUUUACUUUGACUUAAUUUAAAAAUAGAUUCCAAUUGGAACAUUAAAUGACCUAGAAAAUACAAAAUUUUGUCUAAAAAUUUUACUAAUAAAAUGUUGAAAUAUUUUAUCAAAAGAAUUUUAAAGAUCUUCAAGAAUAUUUUGUAUAGAUAAAUAGCAAUAACUAGUUGAUAGUCAAAUUUAAUUUAAUUGAUCCUAAUUGGGAUUUUGAAUCUUAUUUUUAGAAACAUCAGAUUGUAGGUUCUACUAACAUUAAUUUCUCAAAAACAACAUCACUGUUAUCUGAAGAAGAUUUAGAAAAUAAGAUUGAAUAGAAAGAAUAAGAACUUAUUGAAGAAAUUUAAUACUCAAAUAAUGAAAUUCUUGACAUGAUUAAUGGAUUUUAAGAUUAUUUUAAUAAUUACGUAUAAAAAAAAGAGUUUCUGAAAUAUGUUUAAAAUCUUCAUGGAAAUGUUCUUAGAUAUCACCCUUUGGAAAUUUUUGAAGUUAUUCAAAAUCAUCCAUUGUAUGAUCAAUUCAAAUUUGAAAUUUCGAAUUAAUCUAUGUUUGAAUUACAUGCUUAUAAAAGAGAUAAAGUCAUUAUUCUGCAAGGAUUUAGCCAUUAAAAUCUAUCAUAAGCUGAAGAAUAACUUUCAUUAUAUAAUAAGUUAUUAUCAAAUCCAUUAUUUACCAAAAAUACAUCAAUUAUUAGUGCAGAAUUACUAAUGUUUGAGAAAUAAAGCUAUGUUUUAGUGGAAAAAAUGCUUAUUGAAAAAUCAUAAAAAUAAAAUUGCUGCUUUUUAAAAAAUGAAAGCUGCUUUGAAGAAAUUCAAAGUCUAAUUCAUCUAAGUUAUGAGCUUUUUACUAUUUGUGGUUUGCAAAUAACUAAAAUUAAUCCUUCAACUCUUUUUCGAUUAAAUAAAUAAGGUUAUAAUUAGUUGUAUGAUAAUGCAAUAAAAAUUAUUUAAGAUGGCAAUUUUUAUAAAUAAACAAAACAGAAUAUUAACUUCUAUUAAAAAAAUAGAAGUUAUUUUGAAUCUAAACUAGAAGAGGUAAAAAGCAACACAGCAGCUAUAGUAAAAGACAUUUUUAAAUAUGAUUUAUAUCAUUUUUAAGAAUAAACUUUAAAUGAUGAAAAUAUGCAAUAAGAAAUUAAUCUAACAUAAAAUGUUAAUAUCGAUUGUACUAUCCAUUAAGAAAUUAAUGACAUUCUAUUCUUUCAAAUAAUUGUUAGAAGAAAAAAGCUAUGA